AAAUUCGUUCGGAGGGAUAGGUGCCCGGUACACGUUCCGCUGGAGGCUGGACCUAUUCCGAAUGAGAUGCCACCCUAUGUCAUAAACACUGCACGCUGCCUGGUCACGCCCCCGCGCCCGCCCUCGUCAGCUCCGCGCACGCGACGCGCGCACGCCCCCCAAGAAGACGAUCACGCCUCAGUUCACGCCCCCUCCGCCGCCACCCCGGGCCCCGGGCGCCGCCUCCUCGGCGGCGAGCCACUAUAAGAGCGGCGCCAGGACGCGGCCUGCGGAUUCCCGUCCGGCACUACGUCGCGUCAGCGUCGACACUGUGCACCUCUCGCAAAUAUUCACGCAGGAUGCUGUUGGGUCGGCGCGCUGCGGUGACGUGGGCGCUGGCGCUGCUGCUGGGAGCAGCGGCCGCCACGGGGGCCUCGGGGGCGCACGUCCCCGACGGCGCCGAGGAGUCCAACGCCGUGGAGGAGUCGGAGCGGGGAGGGCGCGGCGCCGGGGCGGGCAGGGCCGUGCUGGCGGAGAUGGCGCGCGAGCUCCUGAGCCGAUCAGCCACCAGCAGUCAGGUGCUGAGCCUCAACCUGACCAACCUGGUCAUCCUGCUGGUGCUCAAGGCCAUCAUCUUCGGCGCGGGCCACAUGGGCGUGGGCUGGGCGGGCAAGUCGUCGCGCGGCGGCGAGAGCGCUGGGCCCGCGCCCCUCGUCACGGAGCAGGAGGCCCUGCUGUUGCUCGGCUUCCUCAUGGGCGGCCAGGGUGGACCGCACGGCCCCCACGGGCCGCACAGCGACCGCAUCGACCGGGACGGCUACCGCUGCCUCAACCGGGUGGCGUGCCAGGAGCCCGAGGCCGCGAACAGCUACGCGCGCGCGGGCAUCCUGCUGUCCAACGGCGCCAAGCUGCUGAACGGGAUGAUCCCGUACGACCCAAAGUACGACCACAUCGUGGAGGGGUUGGUGGACGCGGUGGAGUACGGGCGUCGCGGCGAGCGCUGCGACCUGAGGUACUCCUGCGCCCGCAGGUAGCGGCUCGCGGGCACAACCCGGGCCGUUU
Messenger RNA from Frankliniella occidentalis (western flower thrips), 1041 nucleotides. RefSeq lists its product as uncharacterized. The record is from RefSeq and is a predicted model, not a curated record. Bases 339 to 1013 code for a protein of 224 amino acids. Lineage: Eukaryota; Metazoa; Arthropoda; Insecta; Thysanoptera; Thripidae. The transcript is spliced from 4 exons.